This is a messenger RNA of Trypanosoma theileri, 468 nucleotides long. RefSeq names its product histone H3 variant. The coding region runs from base 1 to 468 and encodes 155 amino acids. Gene Ontology annotation, molecular function: protein heterodimerization activity; structural constituent of chromatin; DNA binding. Lineage: Eukaryota; Euglenozoa; Kinetoplastea; Trypanosomatida; Trypanosomatidae. The record is from RefSeq and is a predicted model, not a curated record. The transcript has a single exon. Gene Ontology annotation, cellular component: nucleosome.
AUGGCAACUGCCAAGAAGACGGCCGUCAUGCCAACACACGCCUCCUCCUCGCUGGACCGCCUCCCAAAGCCACGAAAGAAUCUCGCCUCCCGCAAAAUUCACACCGAAGGCCGCAUCGUCGCCAAGAAGGAAUCGCAACAACAACACAACAGCGCAAAUAACGCCAAGAAACGUCAUCGCUGGCGCCCGGGCACCGUCGUGCUGCGGGAAGUACGCCGCUAUCAAAACAGCACAGACUUUCUCAUUGCGAAGGCGCCUUUCCGCCGCCUCGUGCGGGAAAUUGUGUCGAACUUGAAGGACUCCUUCCGCAUGAGUCCCACGUGUGUGGAGGCGCUGCAGGAGUCGACAGAACUGUACGUUACGUCUGUGUUAACAGAUGCGAAUCUCUGCACGCUGCACGCCAACCGCGUCACGGUGUACCCGAAGGACAUUCAACUCGCCCUGAGACUCCGCGGCGAGCGAUUGUAA